This is a messenger RNA of Coregonus sp. 'balchen', 6351 nucleotides long. NCBI's taxonomy places the organism in Eukaryota, Metazoa, Chordata, Actinopteri, Salmoniformes, Salmonidae. The record is from the annotation of a GenBank genome assembly.
AUGGAACACUCGGACAGCAGCGACCCCAACGGGUUCGUCAAUAAAGUCUUCAACGUGUCUCUGGAUGUGCAGAAUGAGACCGGCACCGUAUCUAUCCAGGAGACUGGGAAGGGAGAGGGACAGGGUCCAGGCCAAGCCCAGGGACAGUGGCAGGGGGCUGGGGAUAUACAGGCAGAGACCCAGGCACCCCCUCAGACCCCUGGGAAGGAGGAGCACCCGGAUGUCAACCGUAGACCAAGAGCUACAGGGGGCAUCUGGAAGAUCUUGACCCGGCGUAAAGCGGCCUCAGAGCUGGAUAACAGAAGACCUCACUCCAUGAUCCUCCCUGGAGAGGCGGCCUCUAUCCCUAAACUGUCCUUCGCUGACAAGGUCCGCUCCAUCAAGAAGCUCCGCUCUCCAGGUGUCUUCAAGGGGAGGAUGGGGAAGAUGUCUUGGUCCAGCGCUAAGUUCAGAGACGGAGAGACGGAGGGCAACUCGUUCUGCCAGGACUUCCUUCCCUCGCACGCCCUGCACCCCGUUAGGAGCACACUCCGCCACCGCGCGAAGAGGCACUCGUAUGCCGGACACACCGCCGAGUUCGACUGCUCAUUUGAGGACAUAGAUCUGACAGCUACGCUGGACAGACACCAUCUUCCCUCGCUAGUGGAGCCUGUUACCCAGAACAGCUCUGAGCCCACAGAGAGAGCCUCCUACACCAAGAGAUGUCAGGUCCAGGCUCAGGCGCAGGCCAACCACUCCUCUAACUGUAACAGUACCUCAGCAGGAGUGUGUGUGGAGCAGAGUGUGAGGGGCAGCCCCAAGGCCCCGCUGGGUGGGAGGAGGUCUAAGGGAGCUGACGUGUGGAGUUACCUGAGGAGGAUCUCUGUCCUGGGGAAGGGGAACCCGGCCUACUCAGAGAGGAGUUUUGACUCAGAGCUCCACACACUGGACAAGACCAUGGACUCUGACUACGGCUCGGUGGACUUCGAGAGCAUCAGGGACUUUCACCCAGCGGCUCCAAAACACUCUGACAGCAAAGGUGGACAUUUUGGGGGUCUGAUUAAGUUCUUCAGCAACGUUGCGGGGACGGCUAGAAAAUGGCGGAUGUCUUCUCACUCCUUCUCUCCUCCAGAGGGGAGAGGGGAGCGGUCGCCACUGGGCCACCCCAGAGCAGGGCAGCGUCUGGGGGACUACGUCCACAGUGUUUCCCAGACCCUCCGCAGUGAGGACCACCCAGAGUGUCCCCUGACACCCGGCUCACCCCUGACCCCUCACCCCCCUCGCUCCCCUGCCUGUGACCCUGCCUCACCCCCUCCUCUGAUAGGCAGACGGUCUCCUCAGGUGGUGCUGAAGGCCUGGAGGGUGUGUCCGGACUCACCGAGCGUUAACGGCCUGGUGUGUGUGAGCUCAUUGGAGAUGGCCAGACAGACAGUCAGACAGACAGAGAGACAGACACGGCACACGUCUGUAGCUACAGUAGAGAAACACGUGCCACACUCAAGGCUGGAGAGAGAGACUCAGAAAGAGACAGAAGUACACAGAGACCCCUUAGAAUGUCUGUCUACAGUGGAAGAGAGAGAAAGAGAGGGAGGAGAGAGAGGAGAGGGAGGAGAGAGAGGAGAGGGACACUCAGGAAAUUAUCUGGAUUCCAAGGAUGCUCUACCUGUCUCAGAUCAGACACACCUUCCAAACGGCCAAUCAGAGUUACGGGAAGGAGAGACCGUAGCCACUAGGGAGCCAGCAGGAAACUGCCACCAGGAAGUAUUUAAGGUGAGUAUGUUGAUGAUAAACAUGAAAACUGUUUUAUGUUCAACACCCCUUAUCGAAAAAAACAGGCUUCUGGCAAACAGUUGUAGCAAACCUUUGGCCAAUUUGCUGCAAAUUUGCGGCAAGUUCAUAUUUUCACAUGCAAAUUAGUUUUGUGGCAAACUGUUGCGGCAAAUUUGAGGCGACUUGUAAACUUCUGGCAAACAAUUCUGGGAAACUUAAUUAACAUUCUACUGUUUGCUGCAAAAAUAAAUCCAAUACAAGUUGAAAUCAUCAGCAUGCUAAUGAAGAAAAGAGCAAAGACUGGAUAUUUCCCAAAUAUAUUGAUUAUUUAAUAUUUGUAUCUAGCUACAUUCACAUGAGAAAAAUGUGAACACUAUGGGGAUGUUGACCUUAUGAUGUUUAAAUGGGCAACUGCAGAAUUUACAUGAGGUAAGUGUUAAUUGAGCAAUAGCUUUCAACCAAUGUAAGUUUAAAAGAUCAUUAACAAAAUGUAAAUAAUUUAAACAACAAAAACUAAAUAAAUCCCAGUUCAGAACUAUUGCCUUUUUGAGUGAACUUUGGAGAUGGCGGCCCCGUGGAAGUCCUUCGUCCAAAGCUUGUUGAAUACAUGAACUGAAUCAAUCAGAAAACACAAAACAAAAACAAAAUUAGGAUACAGAAAACAAUGACUGAUUGAAGGCCUCAGUCUGUCCUCAGUUUGAUUGAAGGCCUCAGUCUGUCCUCAGUUUGAUUGAAGGCCUCAGUCUGUCCUCAGUUUGAUUGAAGGCCUCAGUCUGUCCUCAGUUUGAUUGAAGGCCUCAGUCUGUCCUCAGUUUGAUUGAAGGCCUCAAUCUGUCCUCAGUUUGAUUGAAGGCUUCAGUCUGUCCUCAGUUAAGAUUGAAGGCCUUGUAACUGAUUGCUUCUAGAAAGAGAGAAGGAACAACACAUGAUCAAGAUGAGCUACUAGUUUAAAGCAAUUAAAUAUCUAAUUGUAAAAAAAAAAAAUGAAUGUAUGGGCUACAUUUAUGAGAAUAAUAAAUGCAUUUGCUUACUUUAUCAAGCUUGAAGAUGAUACACUCAAAAAAAAGUGUUAUGAGGGAGUGCACCACAAACAUCUUUCCAGGGUGUUGAUGCAUCCUUCUACCAAUACAGCCUCUUCCAACACCACAGAUAGCGGAAGGGUAUACAUCUGCAAAAGUGAAGUCUUGCUUGGAUGUCAAGUCAGCUCAUAUUGUUGCUACCUUAGCUGUUGUGCUAGCUAACAUACUAUUGAACAGUGAUACUAGCAUAUUGAAAUGCAUAUUGGUAUUAAAAGACAGCAACGUAUUCACAAAAAAAUAUAAUUGUUUAGGCAAAUCAUUAGUUAGCUAGCUAGCGAUCAUAUGAAUUGUGCAAAAAUAUGAUAGCUAAUGUUAGCUAGCUAGCUAAGCGCUAGCCAACUAGCUAAGCGCUAGCCAAACGCUAGCCAGUCAGUGGCGCUGACAGAUUGAAACUGGUAUCAACAAAAUGUGUUUCACUCUAUCCCAUAAAACAUGACAUUGCUAACUAGCCAUCAAUGAACUAACACAAUUUUUAAGUUUAUUAGGAGGUUUAAUUAAUAAGUUCACUCACUGGACAUCUUUGGUAGAUAGCUAGCUUGGUUUCCAUUUUCCAGCACAUUUUUCUAAUCCCCUUAAUUGCUCGUCAAUGGUUACUGGCUUUGAAGUCAUGUGUUCACCAGAAAUGGCUUCCGGUAAACUGUUUGCCACUGCUGGCAAUAAAUAUUGUAUUAUAUUAUAUUAUUUACCGCAGAUUCACCACUAGUGGCAAACAAUUGCAAACUUCUGGCAACAUUUUGUGACACAAUUUUGCCACAAUUUGCCACAAACAUUUUUGUAAGGGACUGCAAAUAGUCAAUUCAGGAAUGAAUUCAAAUAGUUAUUUGUAAUCUGCCUGGUAAUGAUCAAAUGUGUUAUUGUAAGUCAUCACCUCAUUUUAUUCAGUGCUAUCAAAUCAUUCAUUCAUUCUACGUCAUUAUCAGAUCCUGUCAUGUAACUAUUACAUAACUAUAACAUUACAACAUUGUCUCAUUGUUAACCUUUUUAACCUUGUUAAACAUCAUCAUUCUUUUGCUUUUUAAAAACAAUAGAAAUCAUCUAAAUGCUUGAUGCAAGUCUCGUAACAGUUACUUUACAACGUUGAAUAAGUAGGCUAUAGGUCUGUUAGAGGUUGUGGGUAAUAUUCAGAGAGCAGCGGGUAUGUUGUGGGUAUUCUUUUGCCCCAUCUGUUGGCCAGAGGAGGAAGUAGAGUCAGCGCUCUCUGUGUGGAGUGUUAGUUAGACCACAGUAGUCUGUCUUUCCUACCCCUUCCUGUCUCCUCCACACAUAAACACACCAGCAAAUCUUGUCCUAAAAAAACAUGGGAAUCUAGUUCUAAAAGUGGUUCCCAACCCAGUCCUCAGGGAUCCCUUAGACAUUCCACGUGUGUUCUAUUCCAGCCCCAGCUAGUCAACUAAUUUCCAAGCCCUCAAUUAGUAACAUCAGGCAUGGUAGAGCAAAUAUGUGCUACAGAAAACAGUGUGUGUGUGUGACUGCCCCCACCCUAACUGCAGCUCUCCUCACAGAUUAGUCAUCUCAUCUCCCCUCCGGUCUCUCUCUCACAGCAAGUCAGGACACGUCAGUCCCUCCUAUACUGCAUUACAGUGAGUUAGAGUAAUACUGGGCUUGGUCUAACAGAGGAUUUUCCUGUGAGGAAACUAAAAUGGAAAUCAGGGUUGUGAAUGGAGUUAGAUGGAAUUGUUUCUUACAUAGAACCAGAUUGAUUGAUUGAUCGAUUGAUGGAUUUAUUGAUUAAUUAAUUGAUUGUUUAUUGAUUGAUUGGUUGAUUGAUUAGGGAGCUCUAUCAGGCAGUGUUUUGAGGAGACCCAGGUCAGUCCAGUCCUGUUCUAGUCCAGUGAAGACCCCUGCCCCUCCCAAGCCCCCAUACCCUCGCCCCCGUCCUGCCUCAGCCCUGGUCGACCUCCAAGUCUGCAGUCCCUUCCCAGAGGGCUGUAUGUUUGCCGUUACUCAGCAGGCCGAGGGGGGCUCUCUGUGCCGGCACAGACGCAGGCCCGGUCCCAUGAUGCACCUCUCGCCGGGUCGAAGACGGGCGGGCGGUCUGGCCAGGCCAUGCUCUGUCAUAGAGCCCUCAGUUACCGUGAGUCACAGAGUAAGACCUCACACACACACACACAAACAUACACACACACACACACACACAUGGAUCCCUAGUCCCAACAUGUACUGAAUAAGACCUCGUACACACACACACACACACACACACACACACACACACACACACACACACACACACACACACACACACACACACACACACACACACACUAUCCCACUGCUGAGAGAAUGAAAGUGGGAAUCUGACCAGUCUCUGCCAACUCUCAUUUAAAUAUUGGCUGUAGUCCUCCUGGCUGGUAGGGCCAGUAAUGAAUCAACCACACCACGCGCUGCACGCUUUGAUGGGAGGUGAUUACAAACCUUGUAUUUAUACCCUCCUACUCUACAAAAAUGCUGCACGCUCUGUCCCAUUUCUAGAAGGCUGUAUUCAUACAUCCUCCUUUCCUUCAGCUGCUCUUCCUCUGCUUUCUCUGCUUUUUAAUAUUCUUGAUGGUUCUCUCUCUCUCUCUCUCUCUCUCUGUCCGUGGCCAAUGUUCUGCCUCACCGCUCCCAUACGUUCUGUCCAUUCUUUAUUCCCUCAUUAUAAUAACUCACACUCUGAACUUUUCACCUGGAGACACAUUCACCUGACUGGUUGGAAUGAUUCAUAUUGUAUCACCUGACUGGUUGGAAUGAUUCAUAUUGUAUCACCUGACUGGUUGGAAUGAUUCAUAUUGUAUCACCUGACUGGUUGGAAUGAUUCAUAUUGUAUCACCUGACUGGUUGGAAUGAUUCAUAUUGUAUCACCUGACUGGUUGGAAUGAUUCAUAUUGUAUCACCUGACUGGUAGGAAUGAUUCAUAUUGUAUCACCUGACUGGUUGGAAUGAUUCAUGUUGUAUCACCUGACUGGUAGGAAUGAUUCAUAUUGUAUCACAAGGUUGUAUCACAAGGCAUGCACUCAGAACCUGUGCACCAGAAUAUACUGUGGGUUUUAAAUGUACUUCACUCUGAGAAGGAAAGAAGAUGUAUUGUUUGGGGGAUCUGUAUGUACUGUAUGUGAGAGACGUUUGGUGUGUGUGCAUGCUUGCGUAACGGUCCAGUGUGUUCCAGGCCCUGUCUCGUCCCCCGGGGGUGUCACCUUUAGAGCCCCCCCUCAGAGUGUCUCUUCAGAGGUGUCACUCCCUCCCUCUCCCCCCCAGCACCAUCACUACUCUGACCCUGUUCCCGGGACACACAGGUACUAGAUGAGUGUGUGUUGUAUUUGUAUUUUCUUGUCCUACAGGCUGUGUGUACACAUGCCUGCCUGCCUGUGUCAGUGUGUGCAUGUUGGUGUACGCAUGCUUGUGUGUGGUGGUUGAACUGUCUGUGUGUCUGUCCCCUUCAGCAGACACCCUGUCAUCCUCAGUGUGUCUUGGUGAUGGAGAGACUGGCAGCUGCAGGAGGAGACUGCUCAGAACAGGCUCUGGUUCUGGUCCACUACAAGUCAACAUC